GCGCCAACCUCGUAACAUGAUCGACCGGGCUAGCAAAAUAGCCAUUAAUAUCCCGGCUAGGAGAAGAAUCAUAUGAUUAGGCUUAAGAAAAGAGACAUUCAUUGCCAAGUUUAGCUAAAUACUCUGACCUAUUAGAUAUGUAGUAUUUCUCUUUGCUUUCGAUGCAGUCUCCUCGGACCUUUAGCCGCGUGGGUGUUGCCCGGGUUGAAAUAUACGCAGAGAGGAGGACGCCUUACACGGUUUGUCUGCAAUGCCACCCUUUGUAUUCACCCAACUUUUAUUCUUCGCUUUGUUCUUCCAUUCAACUUCUGCCAAUUCAGGAAUUAACGCGAUUCAAAAUAUUUACCAAUGGAGAAUCUAAAGAGCGAGACUACACAGCUAGAAUUAUCCGGAUUCUCGGAGUCAUUAUCCUUCCAGGAUAUGACGGACAGCGAGAGGAAUCUAAUGGAACGUAAAAUGAUCAGAAAAGUGGACGUUAGACUAUUGACCAUGACAAUUUUAAUGUACAUUCUCAAUUAUCUCGAUCGCAACAACAUUGCUUCAGCCAAACUGGCCGGUAUGCAGACAGACCUGAGACUUCACGGAAACCAAUACGAGACAGCAGUUAGCAUCCUUUUCGUUGGUUAUAUUCUGAUGCAAGUUCCUUCUAAUCUUGUCUUGAACAAACUCGGAAAGCCUUCUCUGUACCUUCCAAGCUGCAUGGUAGCUUGGGGUAUCGUGUCAACCGCAACAGCAGCGACAACGACCUUUGGCGGCUUGUUGGCUUGUCGACUUCUGCUUGGAGUUAUAGAAGCAGCUUAUUUUCCUGGCUGUUUGUAUCUGUUGUCAUGCUGGUACACUCGAAAGGAGUUGGUCAAGCGAACUGCGCUACUCUACUCUGGUUCUAUCAUAUCAGGUGCCUUUUCAGGACUUUUUGCGGCGGGGAUUACUCAAAACCUCGACGGAACUCGUGGCCUCUCGGCAUGGAGGUGGCUCUUCAUCAUUGAGGGAUGCAUGACGAUCACCGUGGCCAUUAUUGCCUAUUUUAUUCUCCCGGACCUGCCUCGCACUACGCCUUGGCUCAAUAGCCAGGAGAAGAAACUAGCUGUGUGGAGGUUGGAAGCAGAUAUAGGAGAGGAUGAUUGGGUAGACAGCAAUCAUCAGUCCUUCAUAAUGGGGGCAAGGGCAGCAUUCUGCGAUUAUAAGGUCUGGCUGCUUCUUGGGUCAGUGUAUGGCUCGACAUCCGCCGGAUCCAUAACCACAUUUUUUCCAACCGUUAUGAAAGGGUUAGGUAAAGGCACCGUUGAGACGCUACUUUUAACGACGCCGCCUUAUUUGAUUGGGGCCGUGAUGCUGUUUAUCAAUGCUUGGCAUGCCGACAAAACCGGCGAACGAUAUCUCCACAUAAUUUUGCCUACAGUGCUCGCUAUUGCAUCAUUCAUUUUAGGUGUCUCGACGACAUCUUUUGCGCCUCGCUAUGUCGCGAUGUGUUUCGUAGUUGGAGCAGUCUAUUCUGGCUACGUGGUAUGUUUGGGAUACAUUUCCAACGUUAUUCCGAGGCCAGCGGACAAACGUGCAUCUGCAAUUGCUAUUAUCAACUGUAUAAGUAAUGCAUGCUCAAUCUAUACAUCUUACUUCUAUCCUGACUCCGACUCGCCGCGAUAUACCAAAGCGUUUUGCAUCAAUAUAGCCAUGCUUGCCAUGUCACUUUGUUUUGCUACGAUUUUACGUAUUGUUCUUGGUAGAGAAAACAAAAGAUUGGAUAUGGAAGAUGGUGCAAAUCCAGAGGAUCCCGUACGAAAUAGUAGAUUCCGUUACCUACUUUAAUCUGCCAUUGUUCAGAUUUGACUAGGCUAUUCAUCAAGAAUCUGAUCUUAUGCUUAUCUGGU
Messenger RNA from Trichoderma asperellum CBS 433.97, 1868 nucleotides. RefSeq lists its product as uncharacterized. Gene Ontology annotation, molecular function: transmembrane transporter activity. Gene Ontology annotation, cellular component: membrane. The record is from RefSeq and is a predicted model, not a curated record. NCBI's taxonomy places the organism in Eukaryota, Fungi, Ascomycota, Sordariomycetes, Hypocreales, Hypocreaceae. Gene Ontology annotation, biological process: transmembrane transport.